Miscanthus lutarioriparius is the source of this 1218-nucleotide messenger RNA. The record is from the annotation of a GenBank genome assembly. Lineage: Eukaryota; Viridiplantae; Streptophyta; Magnoliopsida; Poales; Poaceae.
AUGGCUCCACGGGUGCCUCCACAGCUGCCUCAACGAACAAUUGCUGAAAUGGAUACAGAAUUUGAUGAGCUUGCCUCUAUUUUAUCCAAAGAUCCAAGGGACCAAUUGACCUCUGGUAUAGGUGAAAUAACAACCAGGUUACAUUCACGUGGCUUUCGAACUGACAAUGAACGUGAUCAAUUUGAUUCAGACAUGGCACUGGAUGAAAAUAAUCAAAUAAAUGUUGUAACACACAACACUGAAGGCCUUGCUAAGAGUGGAAGAAAACUUACAAUUAACAAUCAACUUCGCAAGAGAAGAGCAAAAGGAAAGCAUAUUGAUAUAAAGUUCCCUAAAGAAUUUGCAAAAGUGUGUGGAGAACAUGCUAGUUUAUUUAAAAGUGAGAUAACAGCUCUUGUAAGAACUGUACCACUCCAAGUGAAGAAGUGGAGGGACAUGGAUAAGUUUCAUCCUGGUACUACUACAUCUGUUUGGAGAAAACUAAAGCAAAAGUUUCCUGAGCUUUCAGAAGAAGAUAAAGAUUGUGCCAUGGGACAAGUAGAGAGUCAAUAUAAUAAUCGGCGUUACCGUCUACUUCAAACUUACCAAAACAACAAGCCAAGGACACAACAUGUCUCACCAAAAGGUUGGCAAUGGUUGAUAAGGAAUUUGUGGACGGAUGAUGAUUUUCAGCGAGACCCAGAAACUGGUGAAUGGCCUACUGCUAUGCAAGUUUGGAGGGCUACAUAUCAAAAGGCUGAUGGGACAUGGUCCAUUCCAACGGGUGAAGAAAUAAUGUUUGUUUUUAAUGCUUUGCAAACCAAACUACAUGAAGCUGCUGGGAUACAUCAAGAAAAGAUUUCUUCUGCACCCAUGCCAAUAGUGGAGCACUUCGCACUAGUUCUUGGUCAAAAGCCAAACCAUUCACGUGGUGUUGGCAUUCGUGCUGUAAACCGAUUGGUUGAGGAAAGAAUCAGAUUGCAGGCACAAAUUGAGGCUUCUGAACAGCGUGAAGCUGCUGCUCGAGCACGUGCAGAUGCUACUGAGCAACGUGCUGAGGCUGCUGAGCAACGAGCACAAGCUUUGGAAAGCCAAGUUUCCACGGUGGUCGAAACAAAUGCACAACUGCAAGAAGAGCAGCAAUCCCAACGUGAUGAGCUGAGUUCUUUGCAUCAAGCACAGAGGGGAGAAGUUGCUCACCUAGCGAGAGAACAACUUGAUCAUCAAAUGGCUGAAUGA